ACCAUUCAUUUCUUCUCUCUCUCACUGAGUCAACUCGUCUCUCUCUUUUCCGUUUCUUCUCUGUAAAAAAAAACGCCGAUUCGUCGAGAAAGUUAACCUCAGAUCGAUCACUGAACCAGACUUCGAUAUCAUUCAAAUUGAUUGAAAGAGUCUCUGCCAUGAAUGGGAACGACGGAGGAUCAGUUCCGAUCGAGGAAUGUAACGCGAGCGUGGUUUACAUGUCCGGCUACUUACCGGGAGCCUCGCCGGAAAAGUCUCCGAUUCUCUCUCCUGUCCCCGUGCGGUUACCGGCGACUGUUCACGGCGGAGGUUCGUGGAAAGACGUGUGUGGCGGCGGUUGUGGGUUCGCUAUGGCUAUCUCAGAGAAUGGGAAGCUUAUAACUUGGGGGUCUUCUGAUGAUGAAGGACAGAGCUAUGUGGCUUCUGGAAAGCAUGGGGAAACUCCAGAGCCGUUUCCACUUCCCACCGAGUCUCCAGUCUUACAGGCUUCUGCAGGAUGGGCACAUUGUGCCGUUGUAACAGAGGCUGGUGAAGCGUUUACUUGGGGAUGGAAAGAGUGCAUUCCAUCAAAGGAUGCUGGUGGGAAGCAGCAAAGUGGUCUGAGUGAGCAAGGUGAGUUCCGUUGGGAUUAUUUAGUGCUUUGUUUAUAUCUCAUUGCUGUCAUAGUGAGUCCAGUAUUGUCACAAGGUACAACUGCAUCCAGCGGUCAGAAUGAGAAUCGAAAGGUGGGAGAGGAACCAGUGAAGCGGAGACGGGUUUCAACCGCCAAAGAAGAAACGGAAGGCCUCACAUCUGGAGAAGAUUACUUUGCAACAACACCUUCGCUUGUGAGUGUUGGCCUUGGAGUGAGGAUCACCAGUGUAGCUACUGGUGGUCGGCAUACUCUGGCUUUGUCAGAUAUAGGACAGGUUUGGGGUUGGGGAUAUGGAGGCGAAGGGCAGUUAGGAUUGGGUUCCAAGAUUAAAAUGGUUUCAGCUCCUCAUCUGAUACCUUUCCUUGAAUCACCUGGCUCUGGAAAAGAAAGAUCUUUUGUGUUGCAUCAUGGGACAGCAGCAACAACGUCAAGAGUUCCUGGUCAGUAUAUAAAGGCGAUUUCGUGUGGAGGGCGUCACAGUGCAGUAAUUACAGAUGCUGGAGGAUUAAUAACUUUUGGCUGGGGACUCUAUGGACAGUGUGGCCACGGAAACACAAAUGAUCAGCUAAGGCCCAUGGCUGUGUCAGAAGUGCAGAACGUAAAGAUAGAAAGCGUAGCAGCUGGAUUGUGGCAUACUAUUUGCAUCUCUUGUGAUGGUAAAGUGUUCUCCUUUGGUGGAAACCAAUUUGGACAACUGGGAACUGGCACUGAUCAUGCUGAGACCAAACCGAGGUUGCUGGAUGGUCAGAACAUGGAGAACAAACGUGCAAUAGCAGUUAGCUGUGGAGCGCGACAUAGUGCUGUUUUAGCAGAUGAUGGUCAGUUGCUAUGUUGGGGAUGGAACAAAUACGGGCAGCUGGGUCUAGGGGACACGAUUGACCGGAACAUUCCUACACAAGUCCAGCUCGAUGGGUGCAGACUGAGAAAAGUGGCCUGUGGAUGGUGGCAUACGUUACUACUAGCUGACUCGCCCACUUGAGUUUGCCAAAACCAAUUACCAUAUCCUCAAUAGACACAUUUUCAGGGUUUCAUUUCUUGGUGAAAGAGAUGCUCGUAGGUGUCUGAUAGAAGCUGUAUAUACAGAAUAUGUGCUGUAUGUGUCUCUUCUUCAAUCUUUCACUGUCUUUUUAAGUUUUUAUUAAGGGACAGAGCUUUACUUUGACUUUGCAUUGUAUUAUAUGGUGAAUUUGCGAAAGAGAGACAAUAAAACAGCUUUGGUAUGAAAGAAUCUUAGGUUUUCUUUGGAUUAAUGUAAAACAGUUGGAUAGUACCAA
Molecule: messenger RNA, 1908 nt
Organism: Raphanus sativus (radish)
Lineage: Eukaryota; Viridiplantae; Streptophyta; Magnoliopsida; Brassicales; Brassicaceae
Product: ultraviolet-B receptor UVR8
Source: RefSeq, a predicted model, not a curated record